This is a messenger RNA of Haplochromis burtoni (Burton's mouthbrooder), 5900 nucleotides long. It is a transcript of the gene gpr61, whose product is annotated as G protein-coupled receptor 61. The transcript is spliced from 2 exons. Gene Ontology annotation, cellular component: plasma membrane; endosome; signaling receptor complex. Gene Ontology annotation, molecular function: G protein-coupled receptor activity. Gene Ontology annotation, biological process: G protein-coupled receptor signaling pathway. Lineage: Eukaryota; Metazoa; Chordata; Actinopteri; Cichliformes; Cichlidae. The record is from RefSeq and is a predicted model, not a curated record. Bases 1915 to 3324 code for a protein of 469 amino acids.
GCAGUUUCUUUGGUUGCAUGCUGGAGAUAGCACGUGUGUGUGUGUGUGUGUGCAAGAGUGUGGGGAGAGUGUGUGAGUGUGAGAGACAGAGCCCCUGCACUCUUUUUUUCCCCUUCCAUCUCAACCUUCUGCUUCUGCUCUGUCUCUCCACCUCCAAUCUUGCUGCACGAGAUCUAAGAGGACGGAGGUGUGCGUUGUGUUUUUGAAGGGAAGAGGAGGGGGAGUGGGGGUGGUCAGGAUGAUGACGAGAUGAAAGGGGCCAGGUGAGGAGGAGACACAGGAGUGCCCCUUUCCUCUUCCCCCCUUCUCCUUCUCUCUCUCUCUUGCGCUCGCUUCCUCUCUCUCUCUCUGUGACGUGGUGUGUGUGCGUGUUUGCUGUGUGUGUGUGUGAGAGAGAGAGUGAAACAGGUCGGCUAUGCUUCAGCAGACUGGACUGUGAACCUGCACAGGAGGAAGCAGCCCUUUCCAGAUUGAGGUAUGUCACUGAAUUGUCAUCACACGCAUUUCCAGAAUACCUGCGCCACGUGGGGAGAUUUGUGAUUGAGUGAAAGACGGGAUGCUGAAGGCGGUAGAAACUGACUCAAGGGGCAGCGUAUUCUCUCAUCAAAUCACACAUUACGUUAACGUAUCCACAUUAAAGGACAAGGACGUGUGAGGAUAGAUGUCUGGUCUCAUUUAAAACCCUGUUUUUCGCUUGCAUGUUCCUGCUGAGAAGUGAAAGUGCUUUGUAAUGAAAAAGGACACUUGAACAACAGGCUUGUUUUCUGCUCACGGUAAACACAGUGUCAUGUGCAUAUGAUAGGGUCAUAUGGUUUUCAGUCAGCAGUUAGAGAGAUUUCGCACAACCUUAGGCUGAAGCUUUGUAUGAAUUUUGUGCAGCUCUUAAAGCAACAUAAACUGGGCAAGUGUGAGUUGAACGUCGCACAACAGCUUGUGCUGGUUUAGAGUCCUCGAAUCUUUCUCCAGUUUUUGCCAGUAAAACUUUCAUAAAGAUUAAAGAUCCUUUGAGAGUUUAUUCCACUUCACUUUGGAGAGUUACACUGAUGAUAAAUGUUUCCAUAAAGCAAUCAGGGCUGAUUAGACUAAGACCCUCCAGAAGACUGCUCCACGCUUGUCUCUGCAUCACAGAUGAGCUGCUUUUUAAAAAAAAAUUCAGCUGAAGGUGACUCUUUCCCUUUGACCGAUUCAGCAAAGGCCACCUACUUAUGCUUCUGUGUCUGACUGGUGGCUGUUGUGCUCGAUGUGCAUACGUGGGCAGGAAAAGAAGAGGUGCUUUGCAGGGAUGUCACACUUGUGAAAUGGAAAACUUGCACCUGCAGCUGUGCAGCAUAUGGAAAUGUACCGAAGGCUUUGUGCUCGUUCCACGGCUUUUAUAGCGCGUGGGGUUCAGCGCAGGUGAGGUUGCGACAGUAAACAGUGCAGGAUCUACUCCAGUAGCAAACACUAAUACGGACAGCUGAAGGUGCUCUUCUUUACUUCACAUCCCUUUUAGGCAAUUUUAAAAUGCAUACUUUUUCACUCAGAAACACAUUUAAUACAUUACUGUUAAAAUACAGCGUAGAUAAUUAAGAAACUGUUCAGAAGUCCUAUCAGAACUUUUUUAUAAAAAGAAAGUAAAACAAACACUUUGUUUUACAUGUCAGGAUUGCACUCGAUGAUCUUUUCGACCCAGCGGUGAUCUAUCUUUUGUGGUGUUGUUAGAAAGAGGACGUCUUCCUUAAGAGUUCUGUUACGCCCGUGUUUGAUCAUCUGCUGAGCUUUGGGCCAAGGUCUAUGGAGGUGAGGACCUGUAGGGUUCAAGCUGCCAUGACAGAAACCACUGCCUGAGCUUCUCAGCGAUACUCUACGAAAGGGGAGGAUGGGUGAUGGGCCCGUGAAAUUCAGCGGACUGUCUCCUCUUUAUCCCAUCCUCUCAUGGAGCGUCCUGUCACACCAAGCCCCUCCUGGAACACUUCUUUCUCCCUGUUUCCACCCUCACUGCAGCCAAACAUCUCUAAUGUCACCUCACCCACGACGAGCAUCCCAGGUGGGAUAGAUUUGAAUCGCUCCUUGGCACUGUGUGCUAUGCUCAUUAUGAACAUGCUUGCAGUGGUGGGCAACUUGGCUGUGAUCAUUGUCAUCACCAAAACGCCGCAGCUGCGUAAGUUUGCCUUCGUGUUCCACCUCUGUCUGGUGGAUCUGGUGGCAGCGCUGGUGUUGAUGCCUCUGGGGAUGCUGUCAGAUCAAAUCCUGGUGGACGAAGCACUGUGUCGGAGCUACCUCUGCUUGAGUGUAUGUCUAGUGAGCGCUGUCAUCCUCACCAUAUGUGCGAUCAAUGUGGAGCGCUAUUACUACAUUGUCCACCCCAUGCGUCACGAGGUAAAGAUGACAGUGGGGGUGGUGGUGAUGGUACUAAUAGGAAUCUGGAUUAAAGCUGUUGUCAUGUCAGUACUUCCACUCCUGGGCCGGCUGCUCCAGGGAAACCAGGGUCUGGGGGCUUCUUCACUCCUCGUUCCCACUCAGAGUCACUGCUCCCUCCACUGGACAGGUGGCGGGAUCACACGCCUGGUCUUCAUGGUUUUCUUUACAGUCAUCUAUUUUCUGUGCCCUAUGCUGAUCAUACUGGUGGUCUACUGCAACAUGUUUAAGGUGGCACGAGUAGCAGCCAUGCAGCACGGCCCCCUCCCCACUUGGAUGGACACUCCAAGACAACGAUCCGAGUCUGUGAGCAGCCAUUCAACCAUGGCGGCCAGCCUCGGAGGAACUGGUUCCCGCACCACCCCUCAAAGGACCUUCAGUGGGGGGAAGGCUGCAGUGGUUCUGGUGGCGGUGGGAGGCCAGUUCUUCUGCUGCUGGCUGCCAUAUUUUUCGUUCCACCUUUAUUCGGCUGUAGUGUCUACCUCCCCUGCUUCAUUAGCCCAGCUGGAGGAUGUGGUGACAUGGAUUGGCUACUUCUGCUUCACAUCCAACCCCUUCUUCUACGGUUGCCUGAACCGUCAGAUCCGCGAGGAGCUGAGCCGCCACUUGGCUUGCCUUUUCAAGCGCGCUGGGCCCAGAGAAGGAGAGCAGCUGCCCAGCCGAGAGGCCUCUAUUGAGGAAAACUUUUUGCAGUUCCUUCAGGGCACUGGAUGCAAUCUGGAGCCCUGCAACUCUCACAGCAGAGCCAGCCUAGAGUUGCCAGAGACUGAGGAUCUUCAGGAAUCAGCUGUUCAGCAGCAUAUGCCAGCUGACUUCCACAUCCCAGGGCAGAUCCUUGAGGAAACCUCAGAGUUCAUACAGCAGCAACAGCUGAACAAUGAGCUCCAUGUAUCAGAGAACUGCUUCAAAACUGUACCAGAGCUGUAGCCGACUCAUGUACUCACUCUUCUGCCAUACAAUAAGCCAAUAAAUAUAUUUAGUUUUCUUCAUAUUUUUUACAAUUUGUUGAAUUAAUACAUCUCUAGCUGAUGCUACAAAGUGCUUUAAAGCAAAGUGAACUGUAAACACGGUAUCUUCUUGGAAGAAUUUAAGUUAUGUAGCUUUUUUAGUGAAAGACAGACUUCAAUAUAUCUUGUGCUUCAUUUUACUUUUAGCCCAACAGUCAGAUGCACUGUAGCAUCACAUGCUUUAAGAGCCAUACGGUGUGAGGCCGCUUCUGUGUCACAUCAGUGGACAAACACCGAGCCCUUGUUGUGCUUAUCAUAGUCCAGUGAAGUGACAAAUGUCACAUAAACAUAAGAAGUGUGGAAACUUUGUCAAAGCAAUGUUCAUAGUUGUCAGUGUUUUUAUUACGCACUGUUAGAGCCAUUCAAAAGAACUUUUCGCAGAGUGUUUAGUUUUGAUAUGCAUUCAUUUAAAUGUGGAUUCCCCGCUGAAUAUGCAAAGACAAUGCACCAUACAAAGUUCAUCAUAUCAGCCCCUCUGCCCUGCCAUCUGCAUUUUCGCCCUCCUGGUUAUUGUUUAAAAUGAAUUCACCAAGAGAUGAAAAUUUUCUCUCAUCAUUGUGUAUUCAGAGCAAUCAGUUCAAGGUUUUACUGCUGGGUCUCUAAACCAAACAGACACUUUAUAACCAAUUUAACCAACAAACACUUUCAUCAUUAAAAGACAGCGCACCGCCCCGGGCACUCGUACGUGCACCGACAAAGUGUUUGCAGAACAGCCCGUUUGUUUAAGUAAAAGAUUCUUAGUUCCUGUAGCUGUCACUGCCAGUUUGUUUAGUGAGUAAAGAAUCUGUUUUUAUCAUGUAUUUAUUCCACUUGCACAUCUCAUUACACCAAGGAAUUAAUGCAAAAAUGUUCCUCCAUAUAGAGUUUAAAAUAUUCAUCGCGCUGAACAGGGAUCAUUUCACAGCUGUUACUGCUGCUGGUAUUUAUAAUAAACAGGCUGACAGAGUAUUUUUAACCAUUUUCCAGGAACGUUAUUAUCGUGUUUAUCUGUUCUUAGUCUUGUGAUUAUCACCUCCUCACCAAAAUCAUCUCACAUUGGCAGACUCGUGAUUGCAACCCCUCCUCCUCCUCCCCAGCCCCCCCACUCAAAGAAUUGCUUUAAUUGUUUCGAUAGAGGUGGCGUUAAGGAUUUAGGCUGUAAAGAAGGAAAAACAAAAAACUGACUACAGCAUUAAAACAGCUGAAAUACGGCUCGGGAUGAACAGAUUCGCACACCAGUACUAAUUACCCUGUAAUGUCUGCACUGUUUACAGGUAAACACAAGGAGCUGUGUGAGUGCUCUCGUGUUUGUGCAAUAAACAACCAGGGCUUGUUGUGGCUACAUAGAGCACAGAGGUGUGGCAAUGCUUACACAUGGAAAGCUUUGCCUUUGGCCUCAUUCAAACGACAGAUGGAAGACACUGGCGAUACUUUUUCUGAUCUCAGGUGGAAUACAAACUGUUUGCACAAGUCACACGAGAAGUGACAAACGUUCCAAAGACAAAUUAGAAGGCACAAGUCUCUUGCUAAACACUUUCUUUCUUUCUUUUUCUUUUUUAAAUACUUCCUAUCUAUUGCUGCCUUCAUCUAUUCUGGACUGCCUCAUACCGGACGGACGGCAAUGAUCACAAGACACUAAACACAAGGCGCGCAGGAGAAGGUUCAUAGCUUGCUGGGAGUCAGAACAAAAAAAGGUCUCUUUGUCAGGGAAAGGCAUAAUGUUCUUUAACUAUCUUGCGAUAUGACUGUGCUGCAUGUUGUUUUUCAGGCAGGGUUGCCCCAUCAGCUUCUCUUAAAAAGAGCCCUACCUUAAACUUAGCAGCGACGAGCGAGUGACAUACAAUCACUGGCAUGAUGCUCAGAUUUCUUCUGUGUUUAUUUAUUUUUUAAUAAUUUAUUAACAGCUGAUCGACUGCUAAAACCUUCCAAAUGCAAAACUAUUACACAAUUUAUUUAUUUAAAAAAAAUAAUUUAAAACUGACUCGAUUUAUUUCACUUGCACUGCUGAACGGGGGUUUAAUCUCUUUGGAUUGUCUCUGUUUUUUUUCUGUGGAGUAUUACUUUAUUAUUUUUAUGAUACAAUGCUGUAAUAACUUCAGUGAUAUUUCCCACAGUCUGGGGUCAUUACAAAACCCCUUAUACCGAGAGAACAUCAAUCCAACGCUCAAUCAUCUGGUUUCCAUUACUCUAGCGGCAAAAUCGCCCAGACCAAUCUCAUUAAAUGCUUUAAGCUGUCUUUCUGUGACCAUCUGUUGAUUGCGAGGACAGAGAAAUCACCUGGUCUGAAGGUGAACUGCAGAUAAUAUUCUUACCUUUGGGAGAAUUCUGGACAUCAUUAAACAGAGUUUUGUUUGUACUGUAAAUCAUCAGUUCCUCUGUGUUUCUCUUUUUUGUACUUCAGCUGCAAAGGCAGCUCCUGUUCUUAAUUCUUAAGAUUUUGUUUGUCUCCAUGUUAAGAUUUUGCUGUGUACCUCCCUCCCUCAACUGAAAUCAUUAAAGAUGCAGCAAGAAGAUUAA